UCUCUCACUAGACUGCACUCUGACGCUUUAGUCUUCAAGCCGGAGAUCCAACAACCUGGAACUACGCGACAAACAGCACCGAGGAGACGGGCAAGCUUGUACCAUGCAGCCCAGAGAGGAGGACAGCCUGGGACCGGUGAUUUUUGAGCCCUUGCUACAUUGACGGAGUAUUUCUCCCCUCUUUUCUUGGGGACAUUAUUACGAUCUCUUGAUCUGACAUACCUUCACUUUAAUCCACGCACCCGUGCGCGCUCUCGCAUCACCGUACGGAUACACGGAGCGCCUUCAAUUCUGUAGCUGUUGAACAUUAGUGAGGAGCUAAAAUAGUGAGGGAAGCACCUGGAGACAUGGAUUUAUUCGCCAUCCCACCCCGCGUUUGCUGGUGGAGGAUCGUGUUUCUCCUCAGCAUCUUCCAAGAUUAUAUGAGCUCCAUGCUGGACUGCCCACCGACCUGCCGUUGUUCUACCACGAACAUCUUUUGCAAUGAGUCUUACCAAGGGAAUUUCUUUCCCCUCCUGGCACUACAGGACACCGUGAGUGAUGGGAAUACCACUAACAGCCUCCCGGACCUGUAUGAGAACAUCUCCUCCAUACACAUUGAGAACUGGUCGGGAUUGCAGACGUUGAGAGAUGUUGACAUGGAGUUGUACACUGGGAUUCAGAGACUGAACAUCGUUAACUGCAAUUUGCGUACGAUUCAGUCGCGAGCCUUCGCUAAGAACCCCUACCUGCGCUACAUAAACUUGUCCAGGAACCCUCUGACAACUCUCUCAUGGCAACUUUUUCAGAAUCUCCAACUUUUCGAGCUGAAACUUGAAGGAGUGGUGUUUAACUGCAGCUGCAAUAUCCGCUGGAUCCAGCUGUGGCAGCAGCGAGGCGAAGCCGGACUCCAUAACCAGGGCCUGUUCUGCAACAACGGUGUCUUCAAGAUCCCUCUACAGCGCAUGAACAUCUCUCACUGUGAUUUGCCGGAGAUCAGCGUAAGUCACAGUAACCUGACAGUGAUAGAAGGUGACAGGGUGACAAUCACCUGUAAUGGGUCAGGAGUGCCGGUACCGGAAGUGGAUUGGACUGUUGGUGGACUGCACUCCAUUAACACUCACCAAUCCAAUCAAUAUCCACCGAAUGUCCACUCCAUCAACUUAACUCUGGUCAACAUCAGCCGAGACGAUAACAGCUUCAUGCUGACCUGCAUCGCAGAGAAUAUAGUUGGGAUGACUAAUGCCUCAAUACAGCUUUCAGUGCAGUUCCUUCCUGUCAUCAUUAAGUUUGAGGAGCCACAGAAGUGGCAUGACACGUGUAUGGUCUUCACGGUGCGUGCAAACCCCCUGCCCACCCUCCGCUGGUACUAUAAUGGCAAGGAAAUCAAGCCGACAAAAUAUAUCCAUCCAGAAAUGGAUCUCUAUCAGGACAGCUUUGAGGGAUGCCUCAUGUUCAAAAACCCCACACACCACAACAAUGGCAAUUACACUCUCGAGGCUAGCAACUUCCUGGGCGUGGCCGUCAAAACUGUGUACGCCCACUUUCUUCACCCACCUUUUGAUGACUACCCAGGUUAUGUGAGUCCAACUCCGACAGCUGUUCCAACAAUGACACAACGGCCUGAAGAGGACACGUUUGGCGUGUCGAUUGCGGUUGGCUUGGCUGGCUUCGCCUGCGUUCUCCUUGUCGUUAUGUUUGUGCUAAUCAACAAAUAUGGCAGACGCUCAAAGUUUGGCAUGAAAGGACCCGUGGCUGUGAUCAGUGGUGAAGAAGACUCCGCCAGCCCCCUCCAUCAUGUUAAUCAUGGCAUCAUAACCCCAUGUACCCUGGAUGCUGGGCCAGACGCCGUGGUGAUCGGCAUGACCCGCAUCCCAGUGAUCGAAAACCCACAGUAUUUCCGGCACGGGCACAACUGCAACAAACCCGCAACUUAUGUACAGCACAUUAAGCGCAGAGAUAUCGUGCUCAAGAGGGAACUGGGCGAAGGGGCCUUUGGGAAGGUGUUCCUGGCAGAGUGCUAUAACCUAAGCCCCACUAAGGACAAGAUGUUGGUGGCUGUCAAGACCCUGAAGGAUCCCACCCUUGCGGCGAGGAAAGACUUCCAGCGGGAGGCUGAGCUGCUGACCAACCUUCAGCACGAGCACAUAGUAAAGUUCUAUGGCGUCUGCGUAGACGGAGACCCGCUUAUCAUGGUCUUCGAGUACAUGAAACACGGAGACCUCAACAAGUUCCUUAGAGCUCAUGGUCCAGAUGCAAUGAUCCUGGUUGAUGGACAGCCGCUGCAGACCAAUGGGGAACUGGGUAUGUCUCAGAUGCUGCACAUAGCCAGUCAGAUCGUAUCAGGAAUGGUCUACCUGGCGUCUCAGCACUUUGUGCAUCGUGACCUGGCCACACGCAACUGUCUGGUGGGCAACGGGCUGCUGGUGAAAAUCGGAGACUUUGGAAUGUCAAGAGACAUCUACAGCACUGACUACUACCGGGUGGGAGGACACACAAUGCUGCCCAUUCGCUGGAUGCCACCAGAAAGCAUCAUGUACAGGAAGUUCACGACGGAGAGUGACGUGUGGAGCUUCGGCGUCAUCCUCUGGGAGAUCUUCACCUACGGCAAGCAGCCAUGGUUUCAGCUGGCAAAUAAUGAGGUAAUCGAAUGCAUCACACAAGGACGCGUGCUGGAGAGGCCACGGCUUUGUCCCAAGGAAGUAUACGACAUUAUGCUGGGAUGCUGGCAGAGGGAACCACAGCAGAGGUUGAACAUCAAAGACAUCCAGAAAAUUCUUUAUACCUUGGGCAAAGCCACACCUGUCUACCUGGAUAUCCUUGGCUAGUGUUUGUUGGGAAUAUGUGUGGAUGUCUGUCUGCGUCUAUCCAUCGGAGGAACGAACAAUCUGGGAUUUACCCUAAACAACACGUACCUUACUGCGCCACUGUCAGACACCUGCAACAUGGGGAUGGACUUAAGUGCCUGCUACUCCUUUCGAUACAAUGGAUAACAGUCUUUAAAAAGCACUUUUACAUUUUGUUUACCUGCAUAUAAAGAUGUACAGUUCUGCAAGAAGAGGAGUCUCCUUUCUCUAUUUCCUUUUUGUUUUGGUAAGAACAGCCUACUUUCAAACUCUAAAAAAGGAAUAAUGGAAAAUUCCCCUUAAAGUAUGGAGAAUUUUUUUUCCCCUCUCCCAGUGGUUACACGUUUUUCAUUUUAUAAAUAUAUAUAUUUUUAUUUAUUUUUCUUUCUCUGAGUGUGGAUGUAUGCCAUGUUUCUUGCUAAGGGUAUAUUGCCUUUCGGAUAUAACUGCUUACCGUUGCCGUGGCAAGGACUAAAAAAAAAAAAAAAAAAAGCCUUACUGCGCUCUGAUUGGCCGGAUCUUCUCUUUGACUCUACUGGAAGUAUCCAACAGGGCUUUUAAAUAUUCUGAGGAGCUUUUUAGUGAACGGAUUAACUUGAAGGAUCCACCAAUCAAUACAAAGGAGUUUAUUUAAAAAAAAAAAAAAAAAAAAAAAAAAAGGAAUGUAUAUAAUGUAAAUGUAUGUGUCACAAGUGACAAUAUGUUAACUUAUUUCAUUUCCUGAUUAGAUGAUUUUUAGUUCCUUGGCGUGCUGUUAUGGUGAGUGAAUUCUAUAAAUAUUUGGAUAAUAUUUUAAUGUUUUUUGUUUUGUUUUUCAACAUGUCCGUAGAAUGUAAGUUGAGAUUUCUAAAUGAUUUUUUUUUCUUCUCUCAUUUCCCCUUUUGUUUGGUUUGGAUGCAACCAAAAGGGAAAAUAAUGAGACAUAGCCUCGUUCCAUGUAUUCCAGAGACCAUUUACUUCUGAAAUGAAUGUAAUAGAAAAGGUAGAUUUAUUUCCCAAGUGAGAUCUUGCCCAGAAAAUACCAUUCAUUAACCCUCAUUGCAUUUAUGAAUUGUGAUUAUGCUUCUUUGCAAACAUAUUAUAUCAUCCUUUCCCAUAGUUUUAGUAAUAAAAGUGAGAUGGUUAGGCUAUUUGGAAGAACUAGCAUGUGCAAACCUUUUUUAAAAAACACAUUUAUGUGCUAAAAUCCAUAAGAAACACUGUCCUUUCUGAGUUUGGCAACUCUUUCUUUACUACUUACCUCUAGUAAAUAUUGUAGCCACUAGUAGUCAUCAAAAUAUAAUAGAAGAGAGUCCAUAACAAUGUUUUGGAUUCUGUCAGGUAAUAAAUAUUCUUUUCUCCCCAAUGUUUUAUAACAGAAGACUUAAUUGUGUAUUCAAAAUGGAGUUUUCCUAAGACUAAAGGGCUUCUUUAGAACAUUCUUCAUUUAUUCUGAAAUGACAUUUGGAUUUUAUUGUAAUGUGUUCUCUCGUUCACUCUUUCUUGCACAGUUUUGCUGGUUCAUGCUUUUCAUUCAAGGUGAUUUGUGGCUCAGUGUUUGUCUGAUGAUAAACCUGUAAUCAUUGCAUGUGGAGUAAAUCAGCCAAGUAAACUUUAGUUUAGCUUUGGCAGCAGAUGUGUGCAAACUAUUCUUGAGCAUAAAAUCCAUGAUGUUUCAAAAAUUCAUCCAGAAUAACAACCAGAAUAUCCAUAACCGCGUAACAAUAUGUAUUUCAUGUGUUUCCGAGAGCUCACUUUGACACUCACAACUUUAUCCCAACCAAACCAAAGUGAAAACUGUCAAAAACUUUCCUGCUUUUUCCAGCUCUCUAUCAGAAACUAUGACUUAGAUUGCUGUUUGAGGCAACCUGCCCAUCACAAUUCGACAAAACACAUUUGUGCUUAACCAUAAUCUCACCCUUCACAUCAGGAAAAGUUCCUGGCGCAGGGGAAGUGACUUGAACAUUUGUUGACCUUGUGGUGUUGUUUCUUUCUGCUUCCCACAGUGGCCAGAUAAUUCUCUCCAUGGCUAUGACAAGGGGGAAAUUGCAAAAGUCUUUCAAUAACACCACCAGCGAUGUGCUUAUGUGUGAUAAGAUGCUUCUCAUUUUGAUAUUUUCGUCAUCUGUGGGGCCCUGCUGCAUAUAUUCACUGACUUUAUAAUUUUGCCCAAGCUUUCUUGCAAAAAAGUAACAGAGGAGAUUUACUCUGGUAUGGGUACCCAAAUGCUUGCUCGAAAGGUUUGAGGUUUAUUAAGUAAACAGGUGCAUCUGUGUCCCGGACGAGCCCCCAGUUCGAGACUUGAUUUUAAGCCCAAUCCUCUUUACUGAAAGUAAUUUCUGCAAAUCGCUCAUUGAUGUGGCAUUUCAGAUUUUACAUGUCAGCUGUGGUACACAGUGAGUAUUCACGCUGAAUUAGGUUCUAAUUGGAAUGAAACGGACGAAAUGUCACUUUUGGCAAUGACGGCAAUUCCAAGCUUUCCUGUAGAGGGAGAAGACUUGUAGAAUGCAUGUGGGUAUGAUUUCAGAAUAUGACAAUUAUAUGUUAACAUGAACAGGCUAUUAUUUCUUUGGUCAACCUCUUUUUCAAUAUGGGCAAUUUUCUUAAAAAAAAAAAAAAAAAAAAAAAACUUGCCCACUCAGAUUUCUCCUAAUAAAAAAACUGGUUUAUUCAAAAAUUGAACAGUAUUAUUAGUGCUAGUUGCAGUUUUUAGUGAUUUUAUAUUCAUUUGAUCAUUAGAACAUUUUCUGGGAAUUUGUUUUAUGACUGGCCAACAUUGUCCAUCAUGUGAAACAAGCUUUAUACCCUCAUAUAUUGCUUCUCACCAUGUUUAUGUUCGUAACAAAUAAAGCUGCAUUUAGUUCCUACCUGUUUACCGAAGAGGACUAAAGGUUGUCUCUCACUGAAUCAGUUGAGGCAGCGAUUACUGAAGAUUACUUGAGUCAUUCGGUACACACUGUAACUGUGACUAACAGGGUUGAAAGGGUCAAAUAUUUCUCUGCGGUUUACUCUGUGAGACCUAUCCUUGCUCAACAACCUGUGAAAGGUGGAUUAUACUAACGUGGCGAAGAGAAGUGGGGUGGCGUUUGCUGCAGGGUGGCUGUAUCUUUAUCACCUGAAGCUGUCGGAAAACAGGCACAAACCAAAUUAGUAGUUUCUGUAAUAAAAGGACACGAGCGUAUGAGCCACAGCUGGUUUGCAGAAGGGGAUCAGACGAGAGAGAGUGUGACAGCAGGGUGACAGGGUAUGGCAGCUCCAGGGGUUGCCAUGACUCUAAUGACUUCACCUUGCAAAAAUGGCGGAAAUUACCAAUGAAAUGAGUUUUUGGCCUGGGCUUUUAGAUAUCCCUUAAAUAUGAUGGCCAGUCUUUCGGUAAUCCCCCUGAGGCUGAGAAGAGAGGUGUGUGUGGUUGUGUCAUUGUGUGCGAGAAAGUGAGGGGUAGGAGAGAUGAAUCAGUGAAGGUCACACGCUAAAAGAGUGGAUAGAAGUGCCACAGCGCUGUCUGUUGGCAGGCUAACAGAGUUGAGUUAAGCAUUCAGAGCUGUGAGGCAAGCAGAAUCUCCCUCUCUCGUUUACCGCCACCAUGGCAGCGAACAGGCGCAGGGCGAUUGAUGAGAGGUUUAAGACCUUAAUCAUGAGGAGAAGAAGCGAGGCAGGAAGCUGGAACAUUACGUCUGGAAUGAGCUCUCUUUCAGCACUUCAUAACCCUGCAGAAGGGCUGCAGAAACCUCUGCACCGUCACGCUUCGCUGCUGAUCUCAGAUCAGCCUUCUCCUCAUCCAUUUAUCCUACCUUCUGUGGGCUUGAUUUACCAAAGCAUUUAAUGCAUGCAAGACUGCCUUACUGGGGCACAGUGAAGAAGAACAACUAUAAUUGGCAAAUCACCCGCUAAAAUGUUGCUAAAAUCAGAUGCAGUCAAAAUGUUUUAACACAUCAUGUUAACUUUUUUACCUGAAUUACUGCCUUUGAUAUAUUCUAUUUUGAGCACUCGGAGGCAAUACUAAUCCAAGCGUAGCUUCUUUAGUAACCAGUAACAACCCCAUCAAAUUAGCCAACCAGCUUUUAGAACUCAUUUAGCAGCCCAACAUGUGAUGUGGCCACCUGGAGCAAUAAUCUCCAAGAGAUGCAGUCACACUGAAUAUCUUACUGAUUGAAUCUGUUAUCCCAAUUUGUUGUCACUGCAGAUCUUCAGCUGUCACUGUGGCUUGUAUAAAACAUGCUAUCCGUUUUUUGCCUGCAGAAUAAAACUAAUUUUCAUUGCCUUUAAAACAUUUAAUUAAAGAUCCUUAUCUGAUUUGAAACCCCUCCUCUAAAUUACAAAUGAGACUACCAGAACAAGUCCUUAUCUACCUCCAGUGUAUUGCUGCUUAAGUACUCUUAAUGUACUUCGGAAAGAAGUAGUUCCAAACUUGUGGUCGAUUCAUGGCAUGCUUUGCUGAUGAUAUGAAUAACAAUAGUGAUGUUUUUAUACAUCUGAAGCAGCGAUAUCCCUGAGAAAGUUCCAGCUGCAUUUUGAGAGCCUGACUCAGCUCACACUGCAGUUGCUGUAUACUCUGGGCACACGGACAACCAUGUGAAUCUUGUUACUAAGAACCUAAAGUGAUCUAUAGUUUAGGCCGGCAGAUCUCCUUAGCUGUGGGAAAAGCUGAACCCGCUUUCAAGGACAGUUGUGCAUUUAACUCGGAAAGCCUGGCCAAAUGCAACUCUGGUUUUCUUUAAAAGGGAGGUUAAAACUGACUGUGGCAUUAAGACUUCAAAUGUGGAUGUCACCCCAGAGCAAUCUCCUGCACUGUCAGCAGACUUUGACAUCUAGAUUAACCUUGCUGCUGUGAGCGUGCUGACGGCUCUCAUUGGGAUGCAAGAAGCAUCUCACAUCUUCUAUUCCAAACGUAUCUCGGCCCCCUCUUUCUUUGUUUGAAAAGGAAAGUAGGAAGCAUGAGCCAGCACAUACACACUGAUCUGAGGGAGGUCCUUAUGUGUGUCCAUGUGGGAGGGGAUGUUAUCGCUUUUGGAACAGAAGUGUUAAACAAAUGGCGAUCUAUCCCAGCGUUCUCUGAGUUUACCAGUCCGCCAGCAUGCAUGAUACACCAAAGGACCCAGGUCAAGUCUUUUUCAGCGGAACCGUUUUAUUUCUUAAUAGCGACUACAGCCCAUUGUAUAGCAGAAGAAUGUGUGUCAAUCAGAACAAAAGGGGAGUGAGCUUCUUUGAGCUCUAGCUCAAAUGCAUUAUUCAGCCUUCUUUCACUCUCUGGUCAACUGUGGGAGAAAGUUGUUUUACCAAGGUGAUUACUACAAGGUAGUUCUGACUUUGAGUGAAAAGUUAUUUCAGCUGUAAUUGUUUCUUUCCACUUGUGCCAGAUAAUGACUGUAACCUUGUUGGUCAAAGCUCAAUAUCUAAACAGCAUGAUGAUUAGUUGUCAACCCCAAAAGUUUGUUAAAUAAACUGCCAGUUGUCAACUCAAUAAGGAGCCAAUAAGUCACUUUUUCUUUCUAGCAGAAACAUUUUCAAAUAACUUUGUUGCAGUAUGCUUGUGUAUAAGGGUUUUGAUGUAGGGAAAAAAUAGUCUUAGCUAGUCAAGAUGCUGUUUCUCUGAUUUACCUGCUGAAAACAUCAGCUUAAACCAGGCUGGUUCUCUGAUCACCUGGACCAGUUGGACUGGGAGACCAGGUAAGACCAGCAAACCACCUUAGCAGUUUUUUUUUUUUACUGCAGUAGUGUAAUUCUAAAGGCACUGUUAAAAACACUGCCUUUUAACGCAUUGUUCCCACAAUCCAUCAAUGAUCUGAAGUUUCAGAGGCAACUGACUGUGAGCCUAGGAGAGACUCAGAGCUCUCUGACUGGAGGACCAACUGAGAAAACACUUUAAAUGUCUUAAUUAGCGGCAUGGCUAACAGAAGAACACCCCUGCAGUGCCAAGAGGGUGCUGGCAGGGACCGACCCAUACAAUAACCCGGCUAAAAAUAACAUUGCAAGAAGAAUGGAUGGAGUGGGGUGGUUAGUUUGUGACUCACUGCAUGCUGCCUACGUUUGCCUCAGAGCUUGGGUGACAUUUCAGAUCACAGCUCGUCUGCACUAGCGCUGCCACCCACAACACCAUAUAUCAGACUACUGCAAAUAAGCCUCUUACUACAUCGAACAAGAGCAUGUUUAUAGUGCAACAUCUGGCCUUUCAGUUUCUAUAAAAUCUAUCACGAUAGAGCUGACGUUAUAGUUCACAACACGUUUAGCACAUUUAAUUCAUAGCCUUGUUAACGCAUUUCAUGCGAUCAGGACAAAAUGUAAACAGGAAGGUGGUGAAAUCUGUGUCAGUGUCUCCUUGUGUUCUUUUAUUGGUGCACAUAAUGCUAAUGCGAUCAUGCAAACAUUUAUUUAUUACUACAUGCAAACCCUUGAGACUCACAUUUUAGGCAAUUGCUUUCAGAGAGUGUUUGAUGUCUGAACGACAGCAAGAGAAGGGUCAUAGUGGAAGGAAUGUAGGACACAUGCUUUAUUAGCUGCAGCGGAGUUACAAUCAUCUAUCAUGCUAACAGAGGGAUGUUUUUAGAGAUUAAAUGCUUUUAGAAAAGGGCAAUUUUAUCCUUUUUUUGUACAGUAUGUUGAAGAGUUGGUAAUAAGGAGAGCUAUAUUCACAAAAGUGGGCUUGCAUAUAUGUUAAAUAAAAAGUAAACAAACAUCAGUUCAUAUUUCUAACAUAAUACUUGGAUUAUAGUCACUACUCGAGACUUGCUGCAUGAUGAUUUAAUUUUUGGACUGUUGCAAAGUUUUAUGCUUUGAAUGUUUUGAUCAGACUUGAUAGACUAGUUUAAGAUGUUAUUUUUUUGAUGGCUUAACCUGGGGAAUUACAGUUUCUUUCUAUGAACUUCCCUUUGCAAAGACAUUCCAGCCGAUUCCCUAAACUCUUAUAUUAAAUAAUUUCUGACCUUUUUAUUUUAGAAUUCAUCAUAAUUUGGAAAGAUUAUGAUACAGUGGAGUCAUCUUUGAUUAUGUAACCUUCACUGUGUCAUUCAUACAAGCAUCAGUUAUUGGAUAUAAGAUGACAGCAUUAGAAUUUCUGGCAAAUUCAUAAGUAUAUAUAUAUAUAUUUUUUUUGUAAGGUCUUCACGUUUUUUUCUCAAACAGACUAAAGACUUGAUUAAAGAAUGACAAUUUAGAUGAGAUUCUAAAAUGUUUUUUUUUUUUUAAAGAAUUUCCUGUUUCAGAUCAAACAUCCAUCUUUGCUUAAUGUAAAUCUUGUGAUGAAAGCCAUAGUACCUCAUAUGGCUUUGAAUACCAAAUAGACUAUGAUAGGAAUUACAUUAGGAGUAUAUGGACACACUUAAAUUCUGUUCUAUCAUGAUUCAUGCCAUCUGACCACUUAGCUUUAUUAUUUGUGAAUCAAGGAAAAUGAGCAGGUCUGGAGUGGAUAUGCCAUAGCCCAAACACUGCAGUAGAAGCAUAGGCGAUGUUGUCCCACUCUCGCUGUGCUAAAUCCAAUCGAAGCUGCGAAAGCCACAGCAGGAACUGACAUUUCUAACCUUGUUUUAAAAGCCAACCUCAGUUAUAUUAAAGUCUGCAGGCAACAGGAUUCUCCUCCAAACAUUAUGGCUCACCAUGUAUUGUUUUGUCCAUCUUUUUUUACCUCUCAAACAUCCUGGCCCUCCAGGUAGUGGAUGUGCACUUGAAAAGUAGAGGUCUUAUUGUCAUGGUGCCUGAGUUCUAGCAGAAAGACGGGACAGGGAUCUGGAAUGCAGGGAGAGGAGAUCCUAAUCAUGUAUGUGAUUGGACUCUGUGAUUCCAGUAACCCAUAAUGGCGGAAGAGAAAUAUAUUACCAGGAGGCUGCAUUGCAGCGGUCUCAAAUCUACGUCAACAAUCUUAGUUUUCCACAUUUUUCUUUUAAAUGGACACUUUGUUCAUUGAAGCCUUUUGGUUUUGAUAUCAUAUAAGUAUUAUAUACCAUAAACAAGGAUAAGAGUUUCAUAAAACCAUGUUAAAAGAAACUCGUAUUACACAUUAGCAAUAUCUGUGUGUGUCAAUAUAUUCUUUGUAUCCAUCUUUCAACCUAAUAUAUUUCUCUUCCUGUGAAUUGUGUGUGGGAAAAAUCUGUUGCAAUAUUAAACUGUGGGAGACAUUCAAGUUACACAUCUGUACACAUCUGUUUAUAAAGUUUAUGUGGUCUUUUUCAUUUGGGCUAAUGUGAGAACAGCAGUCGGGCGAUAUGGAGUUCAAAUGUCUGAAUAUAUUUAUGUGUGAUGAGUGCAGAUAUUUUGUGUUUUCAUUGCCAUUGAGCUGUGUACGGUUUGAAAAAUAAUAACUUUGUGACACCCUCUGGCAUCCACAGUAAUGUAUUUUCCAUCUGAGAAGUCCUAGCUGAAGUGCUGACUUUAGGAUUUCUCUUGAGUAUUUCUGUCAUCGUGUCCAAACCCUCGUUAGAAUGAUGAAGGAACGAGGUGUGACAAAAAUCUCACGGUUCCUCUAUCUGUAACUCAUCGUUAAUCCGCCUGUGUUCCGUUUACUGAUUCAUCUAUAAACUAAAAACAGCUGUAACUAACUAUGUAUCCUAUGAUGAUUUAUGUAGACUUAUUCUAUAAAUAAAAA
This is a messenger RNA of Cyprinus carpio (common carp), 11379 nucleotides long. Its product is annotated as NT-3 growth factor receptor-like. Gene Ontology annotation, molecular function: neurotrophin receptor activity; neurotrophin binding; ATP binding. Lineage: Eukaryota; Metazoa; Chordata; Actinopteri; Cypriniformes; Cyprinidae. Gene Ontology annotation, biological process: protein phosphorylation; multicellular organism development; positive regulation of kinase activity. The record is from RefSeq and is a predicted model, not a curated record. Gene Ontology annotation, cellular component: plasma membrane; signaling receptor complex; axon.